AUGUUGCGCCCUGCGACCCCCUUAUCGAUACUAUUCUUCGUCGCCUUUGUGCUGCUGCUGCUCUCGACCCUCUCGACGCCUCUGAUCAAGAGCAUUCCCCUCGCUACCUACCGCGGUGUCCACUUUGGCGUCCUCGGCUACUGCGAGAAUGGCGACCAAGGCUGCAAAGGGCCCAUGAUCGGGUACAACACUGAGAAACUAUUCGCAGGCGAAGACAGCUCCGACUUCUCGCUCCCCUCCGCCCAGCGCCAUGCGCUUUCCUCCAUUCUCAUCGUGCACCCCGUCGCAGCUCUCAUGACGCUGAUUUGCUUCGGUCUCUCCGUCGCUGCCCACUUCCACUCGCCCGCCCACUCGCCGCGCUACCUCCUCGCUCUGCUCAUAUUCACGUUCCCGACUCUGCUGGUCACGCUGCUCGCUUUCCUCGUUGACAUCCUGCUGUUCGUGCCGCAUGUGGGCUGGGGAGGAUGGAUCGUGCUAGGUGCUACCGUCAUUAUCGUCGCAAGUGGUAUCGUUACGUGCGCUAUGAGGCGCACACUGGUCAGUCGCAAGGCGCGUAAGAGGCGCAUUGCCGAGAACGAUGACAUGAACGGCCAGACCUACUACGCGAACCGCGCCAAUGCGACUGUGGCUUCCGAAUUUCCCAAGGCUGAGUCACCGCCUCCACUGUCCGGAGAGACCAUGACCUCUGGAGGCAGGGACGGUAAUGCAGCCUACUUCGACCAUUCCAAGCCAUCGCCGACCGACGACAUGACGCCCUUGAACCAGCGCAAUCCUUCGCUCAAGACCGUUAGCAGCGGUGGAAACGGCUCGGAGAACAUGAACCCACCGAACCGCGGUCCCUCGGGUCGUCGACAGCCCAUGGAUCAGUAUGGCAAUCCCGUGCCACCCAUGCCAAACGACCAAUACGCCAUGAUGAAUGGCGCGCCACGUGGAAGAGGAGGUCCGAUGAGGGGUCGAGGAGGCCCACCAAGAGGUGGACAGUAUGGCGGCCCGAGAGGAGGAGGCUACGCACCAAGAGGAGGUAUGCGCGGACCUCCGCCGCCGGGAUGGAACGGUGGUGGACGAGGCGGACGACCUCCGAAUGGACCUCCAAUGCAAGGCCAGCCGCCAAUGGGUCGAGGAGGGCCUCCUCCGGGAUACAACAACGGCAACUUCUACAACCAAGGGCCACCUCCCCGUGAACAGUCACCAUAUGGCAGAGGACCACCGCCUGGUCAGGGGCCACCGCUGCCAAUUGGACAAGCCAUCGAAAUGGACAACCGCACAGGCACGCCUCCAACAAACUUUGGUUUGAGGGAAAGCGACGGUGAUGUUGCAGGCAUGCUUGCUCUCCAGCAAGGUGGCUUCCCCGCCGGUGCGCCCCAGAGGCGGCCAUCGGAUGGCGUCAUGAGCCCGACCAGCGAGUACUCUACAGAUGAGUCGGCGUUACGGCCGCAGCCUCUACAACACCAACAACAGCCGCCUAUGCCGCAACAACAACAGCAAUACAUGCCUGUACGAGCGGGAUGGAACCAGCAACAGGUCCCGUCAGACCAAAGUCUCAACACAUUGAACAACAGUAGCCGCGGGCUAUCGCCGAUCCAAGACUCACCUGUCGAAAUGCCUGCUCACAUAUCUCACAUUGGUGGCCCUAACAGGGUAGAGCGCAGUUCAGAUUACUACGAAGAUGUGGAUCCCAGGUUCGCAGAGCCUUCACAAGCCCAGGCACCUCCGCCAUUACCGAGCUCCCUCAUGCCAGGUGGUUUCGCUCCCCCGAACCCCAACUUCCUCUCCACAGGCAACGGGAGCGACACAAACCUCCCGCGCAACAGUUCUUACGACGACCUACCAGAAGGCGCGCGCUCGCCCGCCGCAAGCGAAGCAUCACAUUUCACAUCUGUCUCGCAACGUCCCGUCAACCCUAACUGGCGGCCGGAAAUGGGUGCCCCAGCCGGCCAAUUUGCGCCCUUCGCACCUGGCCCUCCACGCAGACCCAUGCGUCAAGAAGACGUGAUCCUCGAAGCCAACGCCGCAAACCCCGACUUCGCGAUUCCAGGCGCAGGCCGGGGACGCGGACGAGGACGCGGCGGCCCCAUGGGCGGCAGAGGGAGAGGAGGCGCAAUGAACAUGCCUCCUGCGACGAUGAUGGGACCCGGCCCCGGCCUAUCGAAUCAAUCGAGAUACCCUGGCGCUAACGCCAUGUAG
Alternaria incomplexa is the source of this 2184-nucleotide messenger RNA. RefSeq lists its product as uncharacterized. NCBI's taxonomy places the organism in Eukaryota, Fungi, Ascomycota, Dothideomycetes, Pleosporales, Pleosporaceae. The transcript has 3 exons. The record is from RefSeq and is a predicted model, not a curated record. Bases 1 to 2184 code for a protein of 727 amino acids. Gene Ontology annotation, cellular component: cell division site; growing cell tip; plasma membrane.